GAGUCGGUUUGAAGCUCCGGAGCUCCGCGCACGCCGGGACUCGUGUGUCCGCGGAAAGCGAUGCCAGCGGCGGACACAGCGGCUCCGUCACGCGCCGUCAAUAAAACAGUCGCUUUCAGCGCGGGAAACGAGCCCUCGCGCUUCUGAUGAGCAGAUUUGACCGCAUCUUCAGGAGACAGACUCUGUGUAAUCUGGAUAUGUUAAGAGGCACGUAAUCAUGGAUGGGAUUAUUUGCGUUUUGGGGCUCCUGACGCUGGUUUUGGAGGGCAUCUGGAGCCAGGGAGUGUACGCUCCCCCUUCUGUCCGCAUCGCUCAUUCGGGUCACGCGUGUAAUGUGGAGGAAGAGCGUUUCUCCGAGAGAGUUUACACCAUACGAGAAGGAGAAACACUGGAGCUCAGCUGCCUUGUCACCGGACAUCCACGACCACAGAUUCGAUGGACAAAGACAGCAGGCAGUGUUUCGGACCGGUUCCAGGACUCCAGCGUCUUCAACGAGACUCUGCACAUCUCCAAGAUCCAGCGGCAUCAGGGCGGACGCUACUACUGCAAGGCGGAGAAUGGCCUGGGCUCACCAGCCAUCAAGUCCAUCCGUGUCGACGUUUACUAUCUAGACGAGCCGGUGGUGACGGUCCAUCAGAGCAUCGGCGAAGCCAAAGAGCAGUUUUACUACGAGCGGACGGUGUUUCUGCGCUGCGUGGCCAACUCCAACCCGCCGGUGCGCUACAGCUGGCACAGAGGACGAGACGUGCUCUCUCAGGGCUCUGAUAAAGGUGUGGAGAUCUAUGAGCCCUUCUUUACACAGCUCCAGGGGGAAACAAAGAUUCUGAAGCUGAAGAACCUGAGACCCAAGGACUACGCAAACUACAGCUGCAUCGCCUCCGUCAGGAACAUCUGCGGCAUCGCCGACCGCAAAGUCAUCUUCAGACUCACCAAUAAAACAGCUCCGGCCUCCAUCAAGCUGCUGGUGGAGGACCCUAUCGUAGUGAACCCGGGCCAGACGGUGUCUCUUGUCUGCAUCCCCACUGGAGGAGAGCCGGCUCCGCUCCUCAGCUGGACCAGCAGUUCCGGUUCUCUGCCAGAGAAGAGUGUGUUAAAGGACGGGACGCUCACACUGCCCGCCGUCACAUCUGCAGACGCCGGCGCAUACAGCUGCAUCGCCACCAAUAAUGUGGGCAACCCGGCCAAGAAGACCACCACCAUCAUCGUCAGAGCGCUAAAGAACGGGCGUUUCUGGAUCACUCCUGACCCAUAUCACAACGAUGACAACAUCCAGAUCGGGCGCGAGGUGAAGAUCUCCUGCCAGGUGGAGGCGACGCCGCCUGAGGAGCUGCAGUUCGGCUGGCUGAAGAACGGGCGGGCGCUGCGCAGCUCCGAGCGCAUGGUGAUCACACACACCGACCCCGACAUCAGCCCCGGGAACACACACCUCGACAUCAUAGACCUCAAGUUCACCGACUUCGGGACGUACACCUGUGUGGCGGCGCUGAGGGGCGGAGGAAUAGCCGAGAUCAGCAUCGAUGUUAAUAUCUCCUCCACUACUGUUCCCCCGACCCUGACCGUGCCGCGGGGCAAGUCUCCGCUGGUGGUGCGGGAGGGCGAGACGGUGGAGCUGGAGUGCCUUGUUUCAGGAAAGCCCAAGCCCAUCAUCCUGUGGUCGCGGGCGGAUAAAGAGGUGCCGAUGCCGGACGGCAGUAUGCAGACGGAGAGUCUGGAUGGAGUUCUGCGGAUCCUAAACGUGUCCCGAGAGAUGAGCGGAUCCUACCGCUGCCAGACCAGCCAAUACAACGGCUUCAACGUCAAGCCCCGCGAGGCCGAGGUCCAGCUCAUCGUGCAGUAUCCUCCCGCAGUGGAGCCGGUGUUCCUGGAGGUCCGGCAGGGUCUGUCCCGCUCCGUCAGUCUGCUCUGUCGUGUCCUGCGGGCUCAUCCGUCUCGUGUGCUGCGGUUCGAGUGGCGUCUGGGCUCUCGGCUGCUGCACGCCGGACACUUCGACUCGCGGGACGACACCGAGUACAGCGUGCGCAGCCUGACCCGCGAGGCGUACGGGGAGUACACCUGUGACAUCAUCAAUGAGGCCGGACCGGGGCGCUGCACAUUCCUGCUCACGGGGAAAGCGUUUGCUCCAGAGUUCUACUACGACACCUACAGUCCGCUGUGGCAGAACCGGCCGCGGGUUUACGGAUAUAAACUACAGUGGACACAGAUGAACCCUGGAGCCGUCGACAGAAUCAUGGCGUAUCGACUGGGCAUCCGACAGACAGGGCAGCAGCGCUGGUGGGAGCAGGAGAUCCCAGUGGAGGGAAACAUCCAGAAAGGAGAGCUGAUCACACACAACCUGACGGAGCUGAUCAGACCCGAGGCGUAUGUGGUGCGGCUCACACCCAUAACUCGCUUCGGGGAGGGGGACUUCACCACCCGCAUCAUCACAUACAGCGCGCCAACCAAUCCACACCUGAGAGAGUUUGUGUGUAGUUUUGAGGAGGAGCCCGUCUGCUUGUUCACUCAGGAUAAGAAUGAUGAUUUCGACUGGAUGAGACACAGCGCUGCGACCCGAGACACCAAAUACACUCCCAACACGGGGCCCAGCGGGGACCGCAGCGGGGCCAGACAGGGUUUCUACAUGUACAUCGAGACGUCCAGACCUCGUAAGGAAGGCGAUACGGCUCGUCUGCUGAAGCCAGUGUUUAACGUCGCACCCAAGAAUCCCUACAGCAUCACCAGCCCUCCUGCUUACUGCUUCAGCUUCUACUACCACAUGUAUGGCAAACACAUCGGCUCUCUGAAUGCAUUUGUGAAGCAGAAAGGUCAGUCAACUUCAGAUGCAGGUCCAGUCUGGUCCCUCAGCGGGAACCAAGGGGACCGAUGGAGACAGGCCAAAAUUAGCAUCCAUCCGGUUUCAUCCUUCCAGGUAAUAUUUGAGGGGAUCCGUGGCCCUGGGAGAGGGGACAUCGCCAUUGAUGAUGUCACGCUGGAGGAGGGGGAGUGUCCUGACCCUCCGUCCAAUCGUAUGUAUCGCGCAUGCAUCUCCAUGACAACCAGGCCUUAA
This is a messenger RNA of Danio aesculapii, 3043 nucleotides long. RefSeq names its product MAM domain-containing glycosylphosphatidylinositol anchor protein 2-like. Gene Ontology annotation, biological process: homophilic cell-cell adhesion. NCBI's taxonomy places the organism in Eukaryota, Metazoa, Chordata, Actinopteri, Cypriniformes, Danionidae. The record is from RefSeq and is a predicted model, not a curated record. Gene Ontology annotation, cellular component: plasma membrane.